Messenger RNA from Dacryopinax primogenitus, 2095 nucleotides. Its product is annotated as malate dehydrogenase. Gene Ontology annotation, molecular function: NAD binding; malate dehydrogenase (decarboxylating) (NAD+) activity. The transcript has 12 exons. The coding region runs from base 104 to 1969 and encodes 621 amino acids. Gene Ontology annotation, biological process: malate metabolic process; pyruvate metabolic process. The record is from RefSeq and is a predicted model, not a curated record. Gene Ontology annotation, cellular component: mitochondrion. Lineage: Eukaryota; Fungi; Basidiomycota; Dacrymycetes; Dacrymycetales; Dacrymycetaceae.
AUCACAAUCGCUUCUCUCUCUUUCCACUUGAUCAACACUCAAUUUGUCCUUCUUCUAUACCCCCCCAGCUUGGCUAUCUGUCCUUUCCAUUCUCCGUCUUAGAAUGAUCCGCGGGCUUGGCAAACUCAGAGAGUCGACUGCGAGACGUCUCGCGCGAUGUGUAUCAAGUGAGAGUGCAACCUCAGAGACGAAGAACCUCGUACCGGCUCAGACAAAUCUGAGGGGAGAGUCUCUUCUGAACAAUCCUCGGUUGAAUAAGGGUGCAGCCUUCAGUCGUGAGGAACGUGCGAUCUUCGGUCUCGAAGGUUUCCUCCCGUACGACGUGCACACGAUCGAGCAGCAGGUCCAGCGAGUUCUCUCGCAGAUUGACAAGCAGAACACACCUCUGCUAAAACAUGUCUUCCUCGCCUCCCUUCGCGACCAAAACCAGGUUCUGUUCUAUCGUGUUAUGCAGGAACACCUGAAGGACUUCCUCGGCAUCCUUUACACACCCACUGCAGGGGAGGCUAUCCAGAGUUAUUCCCGUCUAUUCCGACGUGCAUCUGGUUGCUUUAUUAGCUUUCCAAAUGCGGACGGUAUGCGCGCACAGCUCGAAGCGCACGUCGAUGCCAUCGAUAACAAGCCCGAUGUGAACGACGCCGCGCCAGGACCCAUAGACCUCGUCGUCGUAACAGACUCAGAGUCCAUUCUGGGUAUCGGAGACCAAGGUGUUGGCGGUGUAACCAUCUCAACGAGCAAGUCUGCGCUGUACACACUGGGUGCUGGCUUCAACCCGAAUCGCUUGCUUCCUGUUGUUCUGGAUGUCGGAACAGACCGCUACGAGCUAUUCUCAGAUCCCCUAUAUAUGGGAUGGAAGCACACACGUGUCAGGGGCGAGCCGUAUAAUCAGUUUGUGCAUAAAUUUAUCAAGAAUUGCUCUGAGCUGUUCCCUGGUGCUCUGAUCCACUUCGAGGACUUCGGCCCCAAUAAUGCAUAUCGCCUCCUGGAGAAGUACCGCGACAAGGUACCGUGCUUCAAUGACGAUAUUCAGGGCACCGGUGCCGUCGCCUUGGCCGCUCUGAUCUCAGCAGGCAUCAUUACCAAGACGAAAUUGUCACAGCAGCGCAUCGUGCUUUACGGAUGCGGCAGUGCCGGCCUCGGUAUCGUCAACCAAAUCAGGGACGGUAUGAUGAUGCUAGACGGCGUUACCAAGGAGGCAGCAUCUCGCCAGUUCUGGUGCGUAGACAGGAACGGUCUGCUCCUGCAAUCAAUGGGCCCCAACCUUCGCCCGGGCCAGAUGGAAUACGCUCGCCCAGAUCAUGAGGUGUACGACUGGCCACACGAAGUCGAGGAGCAGGACGCUCUCCGGCUUAUUGAUGUCAUUCGUGCGGUGAAGCCUACCGUCCUGAUCGGAACUUCCACCCAUGCCCGUGGCUUUACGGAGCAGAUCGUUCGCGAAAUGGCUCAUUACGUCGAGAGGCCGAUCAUCUUCCCCUUGAGCAACCCCACGAGUUUGUGUGAACUGGAUCCUCUGGAUGCGAUGCACUGGACCGACUACCGUGCCCUAGUCGCAACGGGCAGUCCUUUCCCUCCUGUUCCCAUGUCGGACGGCCGCCUGCUGAAGACAGCUGAGGCGAACAAUGCACUGUGCUUCCCCGCCCUCGGCCUAGGCACGGUCAUAUCCCGUUCGCGUACCAUGUCGCCGGGGAUGAUCAUGGCCGGUGUGCAUGCGCUUGCCCAGCUCUCGCCCGUACACGAUAACCCCGAUUCACCUGGCUCGCUCCUGCCCGACCUCACCGACGUCCGCCGCGUCAGUGUCAAGGUCGCUGCGGCCGUGUUGAUGAAAGCGAUCGAGGAGGGCCAUUCGCACAAGGAGUUCAACUUUGAAAGCGAGGAAGACGUAGAAGAAUAUAUCAAAAGGCGCAUGUGGGACCCGGUGUACAGGCCCAUCGAGCCCGCAGACGGUGAGGAGCGCCGUGUCUCCUGGUAGGUCAGACCGUGAGAGUGGGGAGUGGUGAAUUUCUUGAAUUUGACAGUCUUUCAUGCAAAACAUCUACUCAUUUUGGUAGGACAUAUUGUAUUUGUGUACACAAGAAGUCACUCUUUACUAAUUGCU